AUAUUUGAUAUUCGGUACAACUCUGUGGCCGACAUCAGCGAACUAUUUACGUGACUAAUACGUAAUGCAGCUCAGUAUCGGUGUUUACAAUGGUGUCGUUGGGUAAGUAGCACAAGUGCGAAGACAACCUAGUUGACUAGCAAACUGUUUUUUCAAAUUUAGCCGUAUCUUAAUUUUGUACCAGUGCUGCAAGUUAUCCGUAUACAGUAUAAAACUGGAGGUAAUGUGUCUGGUGCUGGUCGCAGUGUUGUGGGGUUGCACCAACCCGUUCCUGAAGAGAGGCACCGAAGGAAUAGAACAUGUCAAAGAGAGCAGUAAACUUCUUCAGUUCAUGGCAGAAAUCAAGUUCUUGUUUCUAAAUGUCAAGUACCUUAUCCCGUUCCUGCUGAAUCAGAUGGGCUCGGUGGUCUAUUACUUCACUCUGGCUACAACAGACAUGUCCCUGGCGGUACCAGUGGCCAACUCCCUUACCUUCGUCUUCACCCUCCUCACAGGAAAACUGCUGGGCGAGGAGUUUGGUGGCAAAAGGGAGGUAGCUGGGAUGAUUCUCACCAUGACUGGCAUCACUGUGUGUGUGUUCAGCUCUAUUACUGAGGCCAAGAUGACACAACAGAACAUCACAGACACCUCACCCUAAUGUACACGCACACACACACAAAAAUGUUCAAACACACACGACUCCACACCCUAAAACCGUCCAUCCGGACCUUUCUAUUUCUCUCUACUAUAGGCGGUGUUAAUACAGUUGACUGUGUUUUUCCAAGGACCAAAUUAUGACACUGUUAAGACAUGCUUGUUUAGAAGCUCUACACAUGGGUUUGUUUCUUAACGAGGCGUCCAUAUUGUAGAUAAGUAUGUAAGGCUAGGCUUCAUCUCCUCCUAGUUUGUGUGUGUGUGCGUGCGUGCGCGCGCGCGCACGUGCGUGUGCGCACGUGCGUGUAUCAGCAGAAGCCAACAGAGCUGGCUAGUCCAGUGUCGAAGAGGAGAGACUGAGUGAAUGUGGUUGGACCCAGGCUGACAUGUGCAUGCACAGCACAGUGCUCAGCUCCCACGGAGGAGGAAGCAGC
Osmerus eperlanus (European smelt) is the source of this 1067-nucleotide messenger RNA. RefSeq names its product transmembrane protein 234 (gene tmem234). The record is from RefSeq and is a predicted model, not a curated record. Bases 224 to 637 code for a protein of 137 amino acids. The transcript is spliced from 5 exons. NCBI's taxonomy places the organism in Eukaryota, Metazoa, Chordata, Actinopteri, Osmeriformes, Osmeridae.